Molecule: messenger RNA, 1819 nt
Organism: Xenopus laevis (African clawed frog)
Lineage: Eukaryota; Metazoa; Chordata; Amphibia; Anura; Pipidae
Gene: bod1.S
Product: biorientation of chromosomes in cell division protein 1-like
Exons: 5
Coding region: 319-993 (224 amino acids)
Source: RefSeq, a predicted model, not a curated record
UUGUGUUUGGCCAAUUGGCAGUUUCAUUCCCAGGCCAGUGAGAGGGUGUGGCCUAGGUGUAGCUCCACCUCCCUGCACAUGGCAGGCACCAAGAGUCAGACAAUGAAGAGGCUGCUGGGUAAUUUGGGAUCAGCUUUCCCUUUCUCUGCCUCUGGACCUGACUCUUCCUCCAAAUAACACAAUACAUUGGUUUCCCUCUAUCCCCUGAGGUCUGAAAGUCUCCCAGGUCUUAUAAUUACGGGGCAGUUACCAGGGCGACUAAACCUCCUAUAGGAAUUGCCUGAAAUGUAAUGUCACCCAACCUGUUGCUUCUCAUCAAUGGUGAUAGUGUCCAUGGUUGUGUGCGCUACUGCUGCUGCUGCGACCGAGGGAGUGAGUAUCAGGCGUCUGCGCUGGGUGACGGAUCAAACCUUCAUUGUUACUACUGGGAACAGGGUUGACCCGAGGGCCACACAGAUAGGUCUCCUUUAUCAAGAGAAGAAUAUGGCGGAGAGUGGGAGUGGCUCCAGUGGUGGCUCCUCCUCAGUGGGAGGGGUUUCCAGUCCGGCUUCUCUUGCUCCGGGUGACUCUCAGCUCAUUGCCCUGAUCGUUGAGCAGCUGAAGAGCCGGGGGCAGUUUGAUGGAUUCCGAAGGGACUGUUUGGCGGAUGUGGAUACAAAGCCGGCCUAUCAGAACCUGCGGCAGAAAGUGGACAACUUUGUAUCGAUGCACCUGGACAAGCAAGAGUGGAACGCGGACAUGAACAAAAACCAGCUGAGAAAUGGACUGCGCCAAAGUGUCAUCCAAUCAGGGAUGCUGGAAGCUGGGGUGGACAGGAUCAUCUCGCAGGUGGUCGACCCAAAACUCAACCACAUAUUCCGGCCCCAGAUAGAAAAGGCAAUACAUGAGUAUCUGACUGCUCAGACAAAGGAGGAUCCGACCCCCCCACUGCCACGGGGCCCCCCAGAGCCACAAAAGCAGGAGCCCCCAGAACCAUCUCAAAGUGUCUCUUAAAAGGGUUUCCCUGCAAUAUCUGCCCUCUUACUACUCCCAGACAUCCCGAGUAACCAGCUUGCUGGGAGUUGUAGUUAUGCAGCAGCUGUAGUGCAGAGGUUGCUCAUCGUUGGGACAGACCUUGCAGAAAGUGUUCCUGUGUAAACGCACAGCGCAAUGCCGAUAAACUAUAUAGUGGGAGGGGCUAGCAGCAAAACUGGAAAUAUGGGGGGCUGGGAUAAUGAACCUACAUGUCUGACUUCGAAAUGGGGGAGAAGGUUUAAUUAUAGACACUUAUUACAUUUCAGCAUCAGUUUUGAGGCACCAAUUUGCUUUGAAAAGGUGGCGCCAUGAAGAGUAUUUUGUCCCGCCCAGAAAAAUCUGCUUCAAACUGGCGACCGUUUUCAUCAAUCUAACUGCCAGCAAUUAUAACCAUAGCAACCAAUCACAAGUCAUUUUCUACAUUCUGACUGCCCACACCUUGUAACCGUAGCAACCAAUCAGAUGCUGCUUUCCUGAUUGUGACUGCAGUAACUAACUGCUGAUUGGUUACUCUGCACUAGGGGAGACUUUGCUCUGGUUACUUUGUUACCCCCAUUUGUCCUUAAUGUUGGGAGUAAAUCUGGUUGUAUCUGAUGAAUUUGCCUUUGUUAAUAUUAUUCUCGUGCCAGCAGCUAACAGACACUACCUAACGCCAAACACACGAUGACGCGCUGCCUAAAGGAGGAGCUUGUUUUUUUUUUCCUGAUUGACAAUGUUCUUUUUUUUUCUAUUCAUUAAUUUUUCUAUGUAAUGUAUGAAAUUGCAAUAGAUUGUCUAAAUAUAUUUUGGUUUUUGUGAAUGAGAA